CCAAUUACUAUCGAUAGUAUUUGAUAUUGCAUUGAAUUUCAUAUUAAAUAGUUUCGAUAGUUCUUCGAUUCCAAAACAAUUCAACGGGCAAAAACAGCAUGUUGCUAGAGCUAAAGCAGAAUGUUUAAUAAACUAGAAUUUAAUAAUUUGGUAAUAACCAAUAAAAAACGAAUACAACAAGCUCGUGUACAAACUAUUUCAAAAUUGGUGAACAAAGUGCGCAAAUUAAAGGAAGGAUUAAAGAAACAGCCGGAUAAUGAAAAGAUUCAGGAACGUAUACGUAAAACUGUGGAAUGCAUGUCCGAGCUUAAGUCGCUCAAAAGCUUGGACAUCAUGCGAACACUACUACUGCAAGAUGGCAAAAAUCACAAUACUGUGUUGACCAAUGGCCGAGCAACGCCGGAUGAAAUAGCAAUAGCUAUGCUGGGCUUAAAUAAAGUAAUGCAAACACUUGUCGCAGCAUUUCAACAAAAGCUAGAUUUAACUAAUGCCGCCAAUGCGGAUUGGCGUAUUGCAAUAUUGGAGACAAGCAAACGUCGCCUAAAGCUGCAACGCACUGAAGAGAAGCGACGGAAGCGCAAAGAGCUCAAGGAACUGAAAGAGAAGACACGCAAUCGGCUCGAAUGGCUGCAGAAAAAUCAACCAGAAGUGGAUAAAUGCGAAGAAGAUACAAAAAAUAAUAUUGAUACGGAUGCUGGAAAAUGCUUAAUCAAAAGACAGUCAAGCAAAGAAACUGAUGAAGAGCUCACGGGGAAAACAAAAACUAAAUCUAAGCCGGCAAUAAAAGUCAAAGCAAAAUCAAAGAAGCAAAAAAGUGAGCAAAUUGAGCUCGAUGUAAGGCAUAAGAAAUCCAAAACAGAUGCCAAUAAGCAGCAGCCCGUGGAUGCAGAAAUGAAGCCAAAUCGAAUGGAUGCUGCUGAACAGCCUAAGCGCAAGGAAACUAGAGAAGUAGAAAACAAAUCAUUACCUAAUGAUAACCGGAACAAAUCCAAGAAAAUGGAAAAACAACGCCCUACUCAUGUAGUCGAUCCGUUUUUCAUAACAGAAUCGGGUCAGCCAUAUCUGUCAACGGCAGUAGUGCUAUCUGGCGAUAGCAACAAUGAAUCGGAGGACGAGACGGAGCCCCGAAAUUAUGUGGAGCACCGUAAACAGAAGUCGCUGGUUAAAAAACAGGACUAUAAUAAUACGCGUUUCAAUGAACGUCAUUCCACUUGGGUAGCCGAUGAGGACAAGACGGAGCCUCAAAAUUGUGUGGAGCAACGUAAACAGAAACCAUUGGCUAACAAACAAGACUAUAAGAAUACGCGUUUCAAUGAACGUCAUCCCGCUUGGGUGGCCAAUGAACAGCAAAAACCAACUGUCACUAAUUUCAAAGGAAAGAAAAUCAAGUUUGGUGAAGAUGGGGACAUUACAGAGACAUCAAUUGCUUCUCCAGCAAUUACUGCGCCAACUCCAACUCCAGCCAGCACAGAGGGAAUGCAUCCUUCUUGGGUGGCCAAGCAAAAGCUAAAGCCCAAAAUUGCCGUGUUCUCUGGCAAAAAAAUCAAAUUUGAUGAUUAACUUUUGAAUCUAGUUUAGUAUACUUGUGUUACAUUUAUUUUAAUUAAAUAUUGAACAUUUUUCAAGCAUCAA
Molecule: messenger RNA, 1632 nt
Organism: Drosophila mojavensis
Lineage: Eukaryota; Metazoa; Arthropoda; Insecta; Diptera; Drosophilidae
Gene: Rlb1
Product: serum response factor-binding protein 1
Exons: 2
Coding region: 121-1560 (479 amino acids)
Biological process (GO): maturation of SSU-rRNA
Cellular component (GO): 90S preribosome; nucleus
Source: RefSeq, a predicted model, not a curated record